AUGCUUCCUCUGCGUCUCUGGUCACGCGUCUCUGCCUUCCACUCUAGCCUAUCGCGUCGCGUGCGCCUCGUUCAACUGUGGCAAACGUGUUUGUGCUCGGUCACAGUGAGAAAGAGAAAAGAAGGUCACACAAAGAAUUCGCGUUUUCUUUCCAAUUUUAUUAUAUUAUAUUUUAAAACAGUGUUUAAUUCUAGAUGUUAGGAUUCAUUAUUUCAGCUGAAAACACGAAGAGAAUCGGCUGAAUCGCCGAAACUCCAACCUUCAUCCCACCAUGACUAAUGCAUUUUCGAUCGUUUUAUGGAACACUUUGUUGUUUUUGUUGUCACUCUCUCUUUUAGGACAUAUCUCGUUAUAGAUGGAUUGCACCGGUUUUCAAUCAUUUUACGGAUGUUUUUUUUGUAAGUACAUGAUUUUCGCCAAACACUGACUCACUUUAAAAAAUACAUAUGUCAGGUCUUUUUUGAAAUCCAACUAAAAUGACCGGAAGUCUUUUGGAAUGACGAAACGCUUUGAUUUUGUUCAAGUUCAAACUGUUUCUCCAUCCUGAAAACACGAAAAUACUAACAAAUGAAUAGUUCUUGUGUCAUGUCUUACGACUCGGAUAACAGACCAACCAUCGUUAUCAAGGACGCUUAGUGCUGGCAACAUAGAGGGGGGUGCACUCAGAAGUGGGCGGAGUCGUGGCGACCGCGCCCACUCCUUUGGCCGCCUUCUUUUCUCCCGCCAAUUACGCUCUUCACACUCAUUCCGCUUUAUUUUUUCCGACGAUCCGAUCCAAUCUCAAUCAAAUCAUGUCCACCAAGAAGAAGAACCUUAUCGUCAAGCUUCUCAAGUUUGUCGGCCGAGGAAGUGAGUUUUUAUUUCAUUUUUCUUUAUUUUGUUCAUGAUAAAAUUUCUCAUCUUAAAGCCAGAAACACACAAAAAAAUACUGAUACCUUCAAAUUCAAAUUUUGAAACUUUUUGAUAUUUAUUUUGUAUUCAUGAAGUCCAGCUAAAAAGGUACAUUAGGGAAUUCUCUUCCGAAACCAUUUGGAAAAAUAGGUUAGGAUUCUUAGGUUCAAUUUGAAACCCUUCUCAGAACCUGUCCAGUUUUCAGAACAUUCAAAAAUGUGAAAAUUUCAAAACGAAAAAUCGAAAAUUUUCUAGUUUACUUUUGAAACAUUUGUUCUACUGGGAAACGUGAGUAUAGUCAACUUUUUCCCUCUAGACUCCGAAAUGUUAGUUUAGUCGUUGUUCAUCUAGCCUUACUGUUUGGCACGUGCUUCCCUGUGAGAAAGCUCGUGAAUAUCGAUGACUUAUGUUUGCGUGUUUGUUUAUUUCUGGUCUACGAGAUAAACGCAAUGUUUCCUUCUUGUUGUCAACAAAAAUCUUGAAAACAACCUCUUUUUGCAGACCAAGUACAAUCCUCCAAGACGUGCCUCGCGCAGAUUUACGAGGAGAGGAAAAAGCAACGCCAAAGGUUUUUUAUAUUUUACUUAUUGGGACUUUCGAUCAUUUUUCUUCUUCUUUUUUCUGUUGGUGUUGCUUCAUUUGCAGUGAAGCCAUCUGCUGCCCCCGCAUUCAAAGAAUCUUGAAUUAUUUAACGGCCGCUUAAGAUUCCGAAUAUUCCAGCUCCUCGGAGUGACGUAGUUCCCCUAUUCUAGCAGGUGUUCACGAGCGUGAACCAUUUUAGAUUUGAAUAAUUGAGUUUCCAAGUCCUUUUGAGGCUUAGCAGAUGUUAAAAUGACUUGAAAUUGAAACAUUUAGUUCAUUUGCAAGAUCCAGAGAUUUGCAGGUCUUCCACGUCGUCGCAUCUGUCGCACAUCGAACCGAUGCCAACGAUAUUCGAAGAAGACGAAUACGCCGCCUGCGAAGUCUGCGUCUGA
This is a messenger RNA of Caenorhabditis auriculariae, 1865 nucleotides long. Lineage: Eukaryota; Metazoa; Nematoda; Chromadorea; Rhabditida; Rhabditidae. The record is from the annotation of a GenBank genome assembly.